This is a messenger RNA of Perca fluviatilis (European perch), 1064 nucleotides long. RefSeq names its product putative nuclease HARBI1. Lineage: Eukaryota; Metazoa; Chordata; Actinopteri; Perciformes; Percidae. The transcript is spliced from 2 exons. Bases 174 to 1064 code for a protein of 296 amino acids. The record is from RefSeq and is a predicted model, not a curated record.
CUUCCUUGGUAGGACUAGUCCUUCCAAGGAAGGAUCCUUCAGAGGCUAGGCCAGAGUCCUUCUUAGCAUUCGGAGAACUAGUACAAUGGAACAGGCUACCAAGUGCACGUCACUGCGUCAUUACGUCAGUGAAAAACCCCGCCUUCGGCGCUGCAAUUCAACAGUGGUCAACAAUGGAUGUGCUAAUUAUUUGUGUGCUGUACAGCAUCUUUGCUGAGAUGGAAAUGGAGAUGGUGAGGGAGCAUCGGCGACAGGCUGCCCGCAGGAGGAGGAGAUUAAUUUGUCGCCACCUCUGCCGUCAAAGACGUGGGAUGGCUCGGCAUUACUGUGCCAUAAAUGCCACAGUGCCAGUACUCCAGAGGUACUAUGGUGGGGAGGACACCCGCCCAGACUUCAGGCUGGGAAGAGAGACGAUUCAGCAUCUGAUGGCGAUCCUGAAGACAGACAGGCAGCAUGGGUGGGGGCCGACCCUGGAGACACUCGUGUUCCUGUUCUGGCUGGCAACCGGUUCAGCCUACCGAGUUGUCUCCAGGGUCUUCUGCAUGCCCCAACCCACGGUGCACAGAGUGGUCCACAGGAUGGUGGAUGAGGUGGUGGGUGUCCUCCCCCAUUUUGUGCACUUCCCCCGCACACAGGAGGAGCUCCAGGUGGUCGGGGAUGGCUUUGGCCGACUAGCUCAUCACCGAGCAUUUGACAAGGCAGCAGGGGCAGUGGAUGGCUGCCAUAUCCGAAUCAAAUGUCCUGGCGGCCCUGAUGGUCACGACUACAAUAACAGGAAACUGUUCCCGUCCGUGGUGCUCCAGGCAGUCUGUGACCAUCAGGGUCGCUUCAUGGACAUCUUUGUGGGUUACCCAGGAAGCGUGCAUGAUGCACGCAUCCUAAAGAACAGCCCCAUCUACACUAGGGGGACUUACCCUCCACCUGGGUAUUUCCUCCUAGCUGAUGGUGGCUACCCAUGUCUACAGGAACCCCUGGCCCUUAUCACACCAUAUAAGAGGCCAGUGAGAGGCAUGGCAGAGCAACGGUUUAAUUAUCAUCAUUCCAGAGGUCCGCUCAAUCAUUGA